AGGAAUGGACUCUAAUCAUGUAUGUUUAUGGUUCGCGGACGAAGCGAGUGGUGCAAAGUGUAAACAACGAUGGCGGCCGGCAUCGCACGCGUGGAAGAGUUAAUUAAAUAUUUUAAAUCCCAUAAUAAGAUUCGGGAGCAGCAGAGUCACUCGGCGAAGGUACACAGCGUGGGAUGGAGCUGUGACGGCAAAUACCUGGCCUCGGGCUCCUUCGACAAGUCCGUCUGCAUAUUUUCUUUGUGUCCUGAUCGUUUGAAACAGGAAACAACUUUUAGAGGACAUGGUGGUAGUGUGGAUCAGUUAUGCUGGCACGCCUUCUAUCCAGAAUUAUUGUCCACAGCGAGUGGAGAUAAGACAGUUCGUAUCUGGGAUACAAGGACCCAAAAAUGUACAGCGAACAUUAGUACAAGAGGGGAGAAUAUCAACAUAUCGUGGUCGCCAGAUGGUAACACAAUUGCUGUUGGAAAUAAAGAAGAUUUAGUAACCUUUAUUGAUGCCCGGGUGAUGAAGAUACGCGCAGAGGAGCAGUUUAACUUUGAAGUGAACGAGAUUUCGUGGAACAAGGACUCGGACACAUUCUACCUGACGAAUGGUCAAGGUUGCGUGCACAUUCUUAGUUAUCCCGAGCUGGAAUUGUUGCACGUAAUCAAAGCGCAUCCUGGUACGUGUAUCUGCAUUGAGUUCGACCCGACUGGCCGGUAUUUUGCCACCGGAUCCGCAGACGCCCUGGUCUCUCUGUGGGACGCCGAUGAACUCUGUUGUUUGAGGACAUUUUCGCGGCUGGAAUGGCCAGUGCGUACUAUUUCUUUCUCAUUUGAUGGACAAUUGUUGGCGGCGGCGUCCGAAGACUUAGUUAUAGACAUCGGCGAGGUGGAGACUGGUGAAAAGAUCGCCGACGUCCCGGUGGAGGCGGCGACAUUCACUGUCGCCUGGCAUCCUAAACAAUAUCUUCUAGCUUACGCGUGCGACGACAAGGACACUUACGAUCGGAAGCGCGACGCAGGAAGCUUAAAAGUGUUUGGCUUCGCAAACGAUUGAGCGAUCAUUCUAUAUAAAAUAAGAUAAUCUAUUGAGUGCACAAUGCGUACACAUACAUGAGUCAAGUACGAAGAAUGAUCGCUCAAUCGUUUGCGAAGCCAACUGUCCUUUUUUUUUUUUUUUUUUUUUUUUUUUU
This is a messenger RNA of Nylanderia fulva, 1174 nucleotides long. RefSeq names its product THO complex 3 homolog tex (gene tex). Gene Ontology annotation, biological process: mRNA export from nucleus. Gene Ontology annotation, molecular function: protein binding. Gene Ontology annotation, cellular component: THO complex part of transcription export complex. The record is from RefSeq and is a predicted model, not a curated record. Lineage: Eukaryota; Metazoa; Arthropoda; Insecta; Hymenoptera; Formicidae.